GGCGGGGGCCUCAGUUUCCCACGCUACGGGGCUCACACAUGUCUGGCCCGCGACGCGCUCUCCCUUGGCCGGGGUUCCAGUUUCCCGCCCAGGAGUCCUCGGUCCCUCCCCCCGAGGCCGCCGGGCCCUCCUCCAGAGCCCCGCGGCCCGCCGCGGGGGCUCCAGGCCAGCCCCGCCGUCACCCGGUGCGAGCCCACUAGAGGCCUUGUGCAGCUGGCAGCCCCGCCCCGGCACCCGCCUGCUCUUCUCGCGGGUCCAGACCGCGAGCGCGGGGGCCGAUGGGUCGCCUCUGCGCCGGGCCGGGUGGCGCGGGAUGGCGGCCACCGCGCUGCUGGAGGCCGGCCUGGCGCGGGUGCUCUUCUACCCGACGCUGCUCUACACCCUGUUCCGCGGGAAGGUGCCGGGUCGGGCGCACCGGGACUGGUACCACCGCAUCGACCCCACAGUGCUGCUGGGCGCGCUGCCGUUGCGGAGCUUGACGCGCCAGCUGGUACAGGACGAGAACGUGCGCGGGGUGAUCACCAUGAACGAAGAGUAUGAGACGAGGUUCCUGUGCCACUCUUCACAGGAGUGGAAGAGACUAGGAGUCGAGCAGCUGCGGCUCAGCACAGUAGACAUGACUGGGAUCCCUACCUUGGACAACCUCCAGAAGGGAGUCCAAUUUGCUCUCAAGUACCAGUCGCUGGGCCAGUGUGUCUACGUGCAUUGUAAGGCUGGGCGCUCCAGGAGUGCCACUAUGGUGGCAGCAUACCUGAUUCAGGUGCACAGAUGGAGUCCAGAGGAGGCUGUAAGAGCCAUCGCCAAGAUCCGGUCUUACAUCCACAUCAGGCCUGGCCAGCUGGAUGUUCUUAAAGAGUUCCACAAGCAGGUUACUGCAGGGGCAGCAAAGGAUGGGACUUUUGACACUUCAAAGACAUGAUGUAUGUGGAUUAGAAAGAACUCAAGACACUCCUGCUUGAUACAGAAUAAAAAAAGCUUAACAGGACCCACAGGGCUUAAGCCCAGACUUGACAUAACCAAAAUGUGCCAAUAGGUAAUAGGUCAUUUUGCUUUCUCUGUCUUGUUUUGUUUUCUUGAAAUAACACUGUUGUGUGGCUAGAAAGGAAAAGAUUUAGUGUGGCUUGUAUUCAUGGGAUACAGGACAGGGAUGGGGCCAUCUUCUUUUCUUGAAUAGAGCUAAAGAAGUAUUUUAACAAAAAUCUAUUAUGUACCUAAUAUUGUGCCUAAUAAUAUUUAGCACCCCAACUCAAAAGACUUAGCACUAGAAAAAAGGAAACUCAGCUCUGGCUCUUUGCCACUGUCAGAAUCUGAGUCUCACUGGCCCUGUGGAGUAGGGAUCCUGUCUGGAGAAGCGGGAGCAUGGGCGCAGUCAGGACUGCUGCAGACUGAGUCAUGUGAUGGUACGUUAAGGAGUCCCCCUGAGGGAAUGAAACACUCUCGCCCCUUCAAAGUCACCCCUUCGGAAUUCAACACAGACACACAUAUCCCUUCAAAAACUUUUAUUUGUAUCAACACUUCCUAGCUCUUGACUUGACUUAGAGCUUUUAAAAGAGCAGACACCUUACAUAUUUGAGCUUGAAAAAGUUUCUGCUAUUAAUCAGAAAUAAUCAUUUCUAUUUUCUGGCUUACCCCUUGGAAUAAGCCAAAAAUAAAACCAAAGUUACAUUUCUUGACAGAUGGAUGAGAAAACAAUAGAAGGAACGUCCUGAAUUCUAGAGUUGACUCUUGCUGGUGAAGUACACCUUCAGCUUAGUCCAUUCUCCUAAGUAAAGCCUGAAGGAAAACUCUUAACACCUAAUUAUUUGUGGAAAAAUGAUCAACUAGCCAUUUCAUAGGUUAUAGAACAAAAGUACAAUUGGGCAUCUUUCCUUAUGUCCUGGGAUCAGGGGUGCUUAUAUUUAACAUUGAUCAGGUAAAGAGGAGAGGCUGUGCCUAAGGUCUGAGAAACAGUUUGCUCUAAGCAAGCUGUGGUGAGGCACACAAUGACUAGGGGAUGGCAGAGAACAGGCUGGCCUACUGUCAGUUCAAGCAACCAGCUGAGCAGCAGCAGUCUAAAAAGCCCCAAACAGAACACCUCCAUGGGUUCAGGGAAGGGCUGAGGCACUGCCUUUCUA
This is a messenger RNA of Chlorocebus sabaeus (green monkey), 2114 nucleotides long. RefSeq names its product protein tyrosine phosphatase mitochondrial 1 (gene PTPMT1). Gene Ontology annotation, cellular component: mitochondrion. NCBI's taxonomy places the organism in Eukaryota, Metazoa, Chordata, Mammalia, Primates, Cercopithecidae. Gene Ontology annotation, biological process: protein dephosphorylation. Gene Ontology annotation, molecular function: phosphatidylinositol-4,5-bisphosphate 5-phosphatase activity; phosphatidylglycerophosphatase activity; phosphoprotein phosphatase activity. The record is from RefSeq and is a predicted model, not a curated record.